GAGCUGUCGGUGUGUGGAUGCAGAGCCGUGACUGCCGUCUGCCUUUCCCUGCGUCCCAGCCUCGUGCUUUCCUCGUGUGAGUUGGUUGGAGGUGAAGAGCCGAGGCUGUGCCCUCUCCUACAGCCCAGCAGCUCUCCCGUGCCCACUGCCGAAGCCACCCCAUUCCCAGCUCCUCCCAGAGCCACCCAGCAGCCAAAGCAUCCAUUGGGAACCCUCCUCGCUGGGACGCUGCCUCGCAGUCACUCUGCCAGAACCUGAGCUUCCCGCCUUCACAGCCAACCUCACAGGUUUUCCACUUGCCAAAGCAUCACUCCAGCUGGGGUUAAAAGAGCCGUCCCCCCGCUACCUCGGCCCCCCAUGCUUUUGGGGAUGAGCACCUGCGGCAGGAAGGCGCUGACCCUGCUCAGCAGCGUGUUCGCCGUCUGCGGCCUCGGCCUCCUGGGCAUCUCCGUCAGCACCGACUACUGGCUCUACCUGGAGGAGGGCAUCGUCCAGCCCCAAAACCAGACAGCCGAAAUCAAACUGUCACUGCACUCAGGGCUCUGGAGGGUCUGUUUUCUGGCAGGGGAAGAGCGUGGCCGGUGCUUCACUAUCGAGUACGUCAUGCCCAUGAACAUCCAGCUGACGUCUGAAUCCACAGUCAACGUCCUGAAGAUGAUCCGCUCUGCCACCCCCUUCCCUCUGGUCAGCCUCUUCUUCAUGUUCAUUGGCUUCAUCCUGAGCAACAUCGGCCACAUUCGGCCUCACAGGACCAUCCUCGCCUUCGUCUCGGGGAUAUUCUUCAUCCUGUCGGGUCUGUCCCUCGUGGUGGGGCUGGUCCUCUACAUAUCCAGCAUCAACGAUGAGAUGCUGAAUAGGACCAAGGACUCGGAAACGUUCUUCAAUUACAAAUAUGGGUGGUCGUUUGCCUUCUCUGCCAUCUCGUUCCUUCUCACAGAGAGCGCCGGGGUGAUGUCCGUUUACCUGUUCAUGAAGCGGUACACGGCGGAGGACAUCUACAGGCCUCACCCCAGCUUCUACCGGCCCCGUCUGAGCAACUGCUCCGACUACUCGGGGCAGUUCUUGCACCCGGACGCGUGGGCGCGGGGACGCAGCCCCUCGGAUAUCUCCAGCGAGGCCUCCCUGCAGAUGAACAGUAACUACCCGGCUCUGCUCAAGUGCCCCGACUACGACCAGAUGUCCUCGUCCCCGUGCUGAGCCCCUCCGGCCCCGCUCCCACCCGGUGCCCACGGUCCCCAACUCCCCACUCCCUUUGUCAUUUAUUUUUUUAGGCCACUCUUUUGGGGCAAUUCUCUAUUUAUAGGAGCGUAAAUAUAACCAGGGAGAUUGGUUAUAUAACCAAUAAUGUAACCUAGAGAAUUGGGAUAUGUCCCUUCCUUUGGUUUUGUUUUGUUUUAUUCUUCCCUACAUAACUAAAUCUCUCCAAAGUCCUCUUCUUUCAGCUCAUCCCGCUGAGCAAACAGCAGUUCUGCCUGGGGGAUAAAUCCAGGGCUGGACUCUAGAGCAGAAAAAAGAAAAUAGAGUAGAACUAAAAAAAAACCCAUAUUUUUUGGUUUAGGUAGACUGCAAAAGUUUGUGCAUUUGGCUGUAUCAUUUAAUUAUAGAUUUACUGGCCUAAGUGCCAACAAGCGUAAAAGAUUUGUGUAAACUUCCGAGAAAUAGCCAUCGUUAGAAAAAUGUAAAUUGUGUCUUGAUUCAGUAUUUACUGAUUGAUAUCUCUUGUUACUGGGUAUCACUUUUAACCAGGCUGCAAUGGGAAAUAGCCAUCUCUCCUGACUAUACCUCAGCAGGCUUAGACACAAGCAGGUUGUUGUUUCUCCAUGGCCACUUGCAAACUGUUGCUUAAGUAUCCCCCUUGUCAGACUGGAGGCACCGCAGCCCUGGGGUGUCCGGGCUGUUGGGUGGCUCAGGCACCCGCUUUUCCUCCACCAUCCCAUUGACUGGAGGUCUGAAGAGCAACUGGGAGAAUCACUGCAGCAUUGAGUGGAAAACUAGCUAAAACAUUCCCAUAGGAAGUAUUAGGCACAGGAUUUAGGGGAGAUCAUGGCCAGAAGUGCAAGUUAUUUUGGUGAAAGGCAAGAUCCCACCCCGCUAUAAAGUGAAGUGGCUGAAAUUAAUGGCAUUAGUCCAGCAUAGGAAAGUAGUUGGCUUUUAUUUAAUUUUGGCAAGAAUACAGUAUUUUAGCUGCUUUUUUGUGUCUGUACAAACCUUAUUUGGGGGUUUUAAGUUUUACAUUUUCAUAUGACACUUUGGCAUUCUGGUCCUAGACAGCUGCCAGAGUGAGAGCAUCACUCUGAUUGAAAACAAAGGGCAGGGAAGGAAAAGGCUGUGCUCCUUCCUGUGCAAGCCACGAGUUGUCACCUCACAGGAGAAAGAGCUUUCUCCAAACUUUAUUUCUGUCCUUGUUAUUUUAAACCUUUCUGAAAAUUUUCAUUCUGCAGAACAAAACCCUCCAGGGAUUCUUGGUAUAUUUGAGCUUGUUUUGUCUUACUGUAUUUAAAACAAAUAGAAUAUACACAAUUUUAACUCAUUUGUAGCAUACUGUGUAAUGAAUGUUGCACCUUUUUGUUAUUAUUUAUUAUUUAUUAUUUAAUACUUAUUUAUUAUUUAUAAAGCACUCCAAAGUAGGGUCCAAGUCCUGGCACAGCACCACGAUUUGCAUUGACUCUGACACCCAUCCCAAGGGACCUCACUGCAGGUGCGUAUCCAGACAGCUCUGGAGCAGGAUUAUUUCCUCUCCAGUUCCUUCAAAUAAGCAAGUAAUGUUUAUCUAGUGUCUAUCUAGUGUCACUGACUCCUAAUUUACUGAGUUAUAAAACCAGGGCAUCUUUUUGUAGACACAGUUGUAUUUACCCUUAUUUUGUAUUACCCUCAAGCACCUGUUUUCUCAUUUUGAAACCCAUUUGUAAGUGUUCUGUGACAGGUUUAUUGCUGGGAAGGCUCAAGCAUUAAAGCACAACCUAGCCCUACCAUCCAGUGACAAAA
Molecule: messenger RNA, 2985 nt
Organism: Calidris pugnax (ruff)
Lineage: Eukaryota; Metazoa; Chordata; Aves; Charadriiformes; Scolopacidae
Gene: CACNG5
Product: calcium channel, voltage-dependent, gamma subunit 5
Exons: 6
Coding region: 358-1197 (279 amino acids)
Biological process (GO): transmission of nerve impulse; calcium ion transport; postsynaptic neurotransmitter receptor diffusion trapping
Cellular component (GO): postsynaptic density membrane; AMPA glutamate receptor complex
Molecular function (GO): voltage-gated calcium channel activity; channel regulator activity
Source: RefSeq, a predicted model, not a curated record